AUGUCUCCCCCCCAGGGCCUGGACAUUGGAGGGGGUAAAUGUAAGACAGAGGAGAGUGAAUGGGACGAACAUGCAUACCAGCUUUUUCUAUGUCACAGGGCAGACUUAGCUCUUCCAAGAGAGGAGAGUGAGGAUGAGCUUGUGUCCAGUGAUGAGGAGAAUGAUGUGAAUGUGAACCUUGAAGAGGAUAAGGACAGUGAGAGGUCAGAGUCUGAGUCAGGCACAGACACAGAACCAGAGGAAGAAUCAGAGGAAGCAGAUCAAAAUCGUUUUACCUUUGCCGCAGUGGAUAAAAAACAUGUUCUUGAAAUCAGAAAUAUCAUAAAAGAAGAUCAAGCAAUCUACUAUUGUCAAAUAAGGGGUGGAAUUAUUUUGAGCUUCAUGAACGGCACCUUCUUGGUUGUUAAUGAUGGAGCAGACUCACAGAGCUGUGUUCAUGUGACACAGAGUCCAUCCUCUGCUUCAGUGGUCCCAGGACGCUCAGUGUCUCUUCAGUGUUCACUUCAGCCCAAAAACAACAAGAGCCAAAUCCAGUGUCCACAAGAGCAGCAGGUGCACUGGUUCAGAGCUGGAUCUGUGGAGCCUCACACUGGACUCAUGUCCCACUUUACAAACUCCAGCUGUGUCUACAGUCUGUCCAAAACUAUAGGACGCUCCUCUGAGGCUGGGACAUACUACUGCGCUGUGCACACAUGUGGACAUAUCCUGUUUGGGACAGGAACUACACUGAACAUAGAUGAGCUCCCAGAGCUGCAGCUGUUGCCAGUGACUGUGGCUCUGUCAGUCCUGUUGUGUGUGUGUGUGCUCGUGAUCAUCGUCCUCUGUGUGAAGAGAGGGAGGCUCUGUGCACACUGCAGAGAUUCUCCUGAUACUGUCAAUAGUUCACACUGUGAGAGUUCAGAAAAUAUGGAUACACAUGCAGAUGUCAACUAUGCAGCGCUGAAUUUCUCCUCCAGAAAAAUGAAUCAGAGACAGAGCAGUAACACAAGAGGAGAGCAGGAGUGUGUGUACUCCAGUGUGAGAGCAGAGCACCACUGAGAAACUGAUCCUCACUUGGCCCACUCAGGAACAUACUGUGUGAUAUUUUGAUUUUAGUUAUCAAGGUUUUUCUUUGUUUUCCUUGUUCUAAUUCUUAUGCUUAUUUCAAUCACAAAGCCUCUUCUACAGAGCAUUAUAUUGACAUUACUUAUACAAUAUCUUGUUUUAAAGACUUGCUGUUUGAUUUCUGUGUCAGUUAUUCUAGGAAGUAAGUGCAGGGCACACAAUCUUAUUUUAACAUAUUUGAUAAUGAAAAGGCCAUAUAAGUGACACAAGAUUAGAUAACAGAACAUUGCCAAAUCCAAAAUGUCCCAUCACAUGCACAUCAUGUUCAAGACAAGAAAUCAUUUCAUAUCAUUACUUGAUAACAUCGUCACUGGUGAUCAAAAUUAAUCUAUCGCACAUUACAAAUAAUAGAAGUAAAGAUUGCUCAAUGCAUUGCAGGUUGUUCUUGUUAUUAAACGAAUAAAUUUUUUUAAUGUUUAAUGAUGAUGGAAUUGUGAUUAUUUUAAGGAGACACUGUUAAUGAUGAAAUGUUGUUCCUACAGUUGGUCAAAUGUUUCCUUAAUAUAUUUUGUACCUGUCCAAGGACUGCAGAUGGAAAGUAGCUUGUAGCUAAAUCCCGGCCCAGAGCAUCUAUUCUCUCUAAGUUUAACAUU
This is a messenger RNA of Boleophthalmus pectinirostris (great blue-spotted mudskipper), 1697 nucleotides long. RefSeq lists its product as uncharacterized. The coding region runs from base 1 to 1038 and encodes 345 amino acids. Gene Ontology annotation, biological process: response to bacterium. Lineage: Eukaryota; Metazoa; Chordata; Actinopteri; Gobiiformes; Gobiidae. The transcript is spliced from 7 exons. The record is from RefSeq and is a predicted model, not a curated record.